UCGGUUGGAGCUAUCAAUUAAAAUAAUUGAUUUAUCGCCGAACCGGAUCAUCCGGUGAUGGUGCGUGAUCCAUCAUGUUGGGUAAUCGGUUCCUAAAAGCUGCUGAACCCUUCUAACGCGAUCGAUCCAGACACUGAUCCCGGAUACCUGGACAGGCUUACGCUUGAUUGCGCUCUGAAAACAUGCUUCACGAUAUUCAGUUUCCCAGAAUAGUAGUUGGUGGUGGUGAUGUUUGUGCAAGGUAAAUUUGCGCACCAAAGCAACACCCAAUUUAUGGCUGGACUAUUGACUAGAUCAAAGGCACACACAGAGCAAGCGAUUCCAAAUGCUAGGAUUUCUACGCCGGUAGAAAGAUGAGAUCACACGCGCCAAACGCUCGCGCACACGUUGGGUGAUGUCUUCGUGUCCGACAUCUUUGUUACUAGAUUCUGUUUGUCAAGCGAAACAGACGGUAACGUAAAUAGCAUCGGUUGUUCGAAAUUUGUUAUACAUAAACCACCAACAAUCCCGACGAACCGUGCGAUAGAAAGAUCAAUAUUGUUCUCCAGCCGAGCAAACAGCAAACUGUCAAGAACAACAACAGCCUGCUUUUGACUAAUUAAAUUCCUCCAGUGUCCACAUGUCAACACCACUCCUUGUUCGGGCUGAUGAUACUGUGCCAAAAAUUGGAAAUUUACAUAUCUGCCCACUAAAGUAAAGCCUGUCUCACCCCACCGACUACGGCUGGUGAUAUCUUGUUUCGACGAUCGUCAACCUCGAAGAUGCCGGUUUGAGCGUCCUGGUCCUGGUUCUAGGUAACCUGUUUGGGCGCUCGGUACGCCCCGAAGCCUGCCAUCCAUCUCGCUGUCAAUGGUGGCGUCAAACGGUAGCUCGGCGACGAUCGUCAGGUUGCGUCUCUAUUACCAUGUCGUCAUCCGUCCAUCCAUCCGAUCCCAACCGGAUCAAGGCAUUACGGGCUAGCGUUCUGUGGCAGGUUGGUAAUUCUUACACCGGCUGCCUAUAAAUCUCGACGGGUACGGUGCCAAACCGGUACUACCUAUUUGGUCGUUGCCUUGCCUGAGGGACAUGUGGCACGAAAAUAACAACAAAGUCUCUUUCAAACGCAAAAAAAGACCAAACGUUUGGAAGAACAUUCAUAAUAAUAAAUGUGAUCUGACACGCUAACGAUCGAUCGAGAAAGACACAGCGAGUGUCAAUGCUGCUAAUGGGCUACAAAAGCAAACGGGUCGUGGUCGAUAAUCAUUUGCAUGCGACAAUCUUCUGCUGGAGCGUUGGGACAUCUCGCUUGUCGAGGGGUGCCAUCCAGGGUGCGCUCAUCGCCAUCUUGCGACCGUAUCGUGUCUAUCGAUUUAACGUUCCGAGGUGGUUAUUGCGGGUUAAAAGUUAAUGGGAGCGAGGCAGAUUUCUGGUAAACGGUUUAUUUGCUAUUAUUUGUCGUUAAUUAAACCCAUUAGCCGCCAUACAUACGAUUUUCGGGGAAUUCCUCGAUCCGUAGCGUUGCUGCAACGAAGGUACGGAAUGAACCGGAACUGGAUGCCAAAAACAUCUUUUGUCUUAUUUUUUGGCUGCAUAUCUGGAGAUUGUAAAAAUUCCACCAAUAUCAACCAACUCGUCCAUCCGAGAGCCACAGACCAGCGAUGGGACGGAAAGGGGCGGCAGAAGGAAUGGUGGCAUUAACGGCGUCUCGGCUAGCGCCAGCGGAACAUACGUAUGCAAAUUUGCUCGUAAAUCAACCAGCAGCAGAUUGCCGUUAAAUGAAUGUAAGAGAAAAAAAUAUACAAAGUUGAUGUUAUGGCUGAUGUGUGUGUGUGUGUUUGGCUGUCGGAGCAACAGAUCAGGUGGGAAUUAACUGCAUGUUUGGACAACGGCUCCAUUAGGAAGCGUUGUCAUCUCCGGCCGAGUGGCGAUGGCGAUGGUGUGGUGGUGGUGGUGGUGCUAAAGAAAGGCAUUGAUAUGUCCGGGACUCUGCGGAGUGAUCUGACCGAUUUGCCUGAGGGGCAAUAGCUGGCGCCUUCUCGCAAAAACCAGCAUUAAAACCACAUCCAACGAAGAGAGAAACCUUGCACCCCUGAGUGGAUAAACGUAAACAAUCGAUGGGACUGUUUGGUGAGUUUUGCAAAAAGAAAACAUCGAGACCGACAUCUCCGGGGAAUCCGGGUCGGGGGCGGGGCAUGUUCCGGGAUUUCCGAAUGUGUGCAAAUCAUGUCGGACCGGGCCGUGGAAGUGAGUGAACAAAUGUAAUACAGCCCGCUGCGUUCAUGUGCGUUCUGCUCAAUGUAGCUCGUUCUGGCGUUGCAAAAAGUGAGGUUAUUGGCAAGUGCUCCUUCCGCCCGUCUCGACAGUUCGACAUCGAUCUUGAACGGGAAGGGAGAUCUGAGGAGCAGUACAAAGCCUCCCUCUCUUGUUCUCUCUCUUUCCCCUCAGCGAAACGCAUUCCCUUCCUGUGCGAUCGAACAAGCGGAAUGAAUGCAACUCGCAACAAGCGAAUUGAUUCUUAUUAUUAUUGGCCCGCCGGCAAUUAAAAACAUUAUCCAGAGCUUGUAAAACAAACAAUCUGUGGUGUCGUUUCGUACGGUGCCAGGAGCAGGAGAUGGUUCGGUGGUGCUAAUCCUGCGUAAUGUCUUGGGCCUUCGUUUCGCGAAUGUCGUGGGCUACAAGCGCGCUUAACGGCCGAACACGGUGAAAGGUCUGACUGACUGAGAGAUUUCCAGCGUGUCGACGUACUUAACUGUUGGUUGGGCGUUGAGCGUUCCUUUUGCGCUUUUUUUCCCUCGUCUACUGCCAUUUAUAAUGAAUGAGGUGCCUACACAGAAAGGGCGUGUUCGAAGGCGUUCUUUGUUAGUUUAGAAGGCGCCAAAUGAUGCGGGGCAGGCACACAAAACCGAGUCUAUUAAUUACCAUAUUCAUGUGCAUGUUUAUAAAUGCAUUUGUGAAAGUAAUUAUUAGCUGUAAAAGAUAUUAACAGUAGGAUCCUGGUCAUGGCACCAAACGAUUCUUAUAAGCUGAUGCAUUAGUUAGGCUCAAUUGAAUCUCAUUUUCUUGAAAAGCAAUACGCAAACACUUUUCUGACAGAGGUAACAACUUUUAAUUGAGAUCGAAACGAAGAAACGACGUUGGCAAUUAGCACGUAACUGUCCAAAAACUUUCCUGAGCUCUUCUUCAGGUCGAACGCCAAAUUGUUAGACCUUCCACUAAGGAACCUGGCAAAGAACUGAGGUCUUGCCUUGCCGGCAUUGGUUCUAAGGUUGAUUUAUUCGGGCAUUUACUUGCUGAGCUUGCUGUCGUAAAGUUGUAACCAUUGUACAUUAUGUGUCUUCGCUAGUUUCCGGAACAUCCCCAUUCCAACUUCCGGACAAUUAAAUGAUAAUUUGAUUUGUUUUCUUUGAUUCCUCCCACUCACCUGUAUCCGAUUGGGGAAACCUGUACGAUGCUCUCUUCCAGUUUUACAACAACUAUUUACAACAGCGAAAAAAAACUCUCGCCCUUCUCCUUCCCCCACACGCGACGUUCCCCGGUGGGAAAAUGAAGCACAUGUUCCGGGUUAUUGACUUUCCACUAACUUUUCCCUAACCGACCAGAACACGACCACUUUAUUAGCGAAUCAGAAUGGCUGCACGGUUUGCCUGUCUCGUACCAACAAGUAAUGGAUGGAAAUGCGCAUACUAUUUACUGGUCCGUUACCAUGGCGAGAUUGAUUCGCUUUACCCAGUGUGAUGUGUGGUGUCUUCGAUUAAUAACCGCAGAGCGUCAUGGCAACGGAAAAACACACCGGCCAACGGAAGGCGCGGUUUCGGUUGUUUAUUCUGUGUGGCGUUGUUGUGUAAGGCUUUCCAUUUUUCACCGGUGCCAGUGGAAAGCGUCCAGCGUGCCUCAUUAAUCCGGCCUGCAUGUGGGUGGCCCGGGUGACGUGUAUGGACACGUGUGUAUGGAAGAAGGCGAACGGGGGUAGUUUCACCCCGCGAGUGUCAGUGUCAGUGAGCUUGCAUGAUUAGCGUGGUGCUUUUGUCUCGGUCGCCGAUGGUGGUCGCCUGUCAGAGGGACAGCAGAGAAAGCGGAACAGACGAACCAGUAUAUAACAUUUCCAGUGCCGUCCUAGAACAGAGGAAAAGCGUUGGACGGGUGUAGCACGGCUGUAUCUCCCCCGCCCUCCGAAGCAGGCACGGUGGAGACUUAACCUGGACCUCGAUAGGACAUCGAAUGCAAUCGCGAUUUAGUUCACUCCAAGCACAUCGCCGAGAUGACUCCCAAGAAGAAAAUGUCGAAGAAAGAACGUGCCCGGCUGGAAGCCGAACAGGCCGAACAUCACCGGAUGGAGCUGGAAAAGGAGCGCCAGCGCAAGGUGGAGGAGGAAAAGAUGCGUAAGGUGCGUGAGAAGGAGGAAGCGGAGCGCAAGCAGGUGCAGGAGAUAGUGGCGAACAAGCUGCGCAAGGUGCAGCUGGAGGAAAGCUACGCCUAUUUCGCCAGCAUUCGGGAUGAGGUGCGCAAAAUGUUGGCCGAAGCCAAGAAGGAGCGUGAGUGGGAACAGUACAUGCGUUGCAACGGACUACCGAACGCGUUCGAUCCAUCCGAUCUGCGGAAGUAUUUGCACAUUUGGUGUGAAAACAUACGGGACGCCAACGAAGCCGAACGCAACUGGUUACUGCAGACGAACGAGCAGAGCAUUUUGACGCAAAACGUGAACGUCGCGAACUUGUCCGUCGAAAGCCUCAAACUGCAGCAACCCCAGAUUGGCAACACCUACGCGUCUAAAGCGAUGGAGGUGUUGGGAAUUCUGGAGGAGAUCGAUGAGGCUCUGCAUGAUUCCGACGUACGACCAUCGAUGGCGCAGGAUCUGAACGAGCUGAAGGUGGAAUUUCGGAACGUUCUGGCUGAGUACAUCGAUGAGUUUGCGUACAAAAUACUGAGCAACAUCAACCGAGACAUGGAGUUGCACGGGCUGCUGGAAGUGUCGCACAAAUUCGAGUCGGAAGUGUUCAAGGCCCACCUGUUCGGAUUGCGCGACAUGCCAACACCACAAUUAAACCCUAAGGAACGCGCCAAAGAGGAUAGCAAACAUACGAGCAUCGAUUUUCCUAGUCUUGGGUUUCAUUUGACCCUGCCAGCGGCGGUGAAGUGUCACAAAGCCGCGAUCCGAGGACUCUGGAUAAGCUACGAUCACUGCAGUGACUAUUGUCCUAGCUAUGAUAUGCCUUAUCGUCCGGAGAUUCUAGCUGAUUUGCGUAUCAUAAGUCGCAUCGAGUGGAAGAAGCGGAAGGAAAUCCUAAAGGCAGUGUACGAGGAGCCCAAGGAAAAGAAGACCGACUCCGAUGAAGACGAUCAGACCCCGCAGGACAUCGAUGUGGACAAGAUCUACACGGAGCAUGCGGACGAGCUGAUGAAGAAGGAGCGCACCAAGAAAGGUGCCAAGACGCUUAAUUUGGGCGAGUACGAUGUGAACAUGCGUAGUCACCGGAUUGUGGCCGGCGUGUACGCCAUCGACUAUCUGGAGCAGCCGAUGCAGGAUGUUAAAAUAGCCAAAAAGACCCUUCUGCGAACAGUUCCUCAGCCGGGCAAGCUGAAGCGUAAAAAGUUCUACCAACCGUAUCGACCACCGCCCACACCGCAACCAGGCGUCCGCCGUCUGCCGGAAGAGAUCGAGGCGGAAAUCAAGCAGAUGGAGGAAAACCUCGACAAACUCGCACUGGUGUCGGUGCAGCUGCCCGAGAACGUGUUCUGGUUCGAGCCGCCGAUCGUGUGUCGCUGGGAGCUGAAGGAGGAAACGCUCGAGUCCGAUCCAGCCUUCGCCAAGUAUCUGGAUCGGCUCGAAAAAGCUCAGCAGGCGGCUAAGGAGCGCAACGACCGUUCGAAUCUCGAUCGUAGAACCAAGUACGUGGAAGACUUUAACAUUCUGGACGUCCCCCAGCACAUCCCACUGCGUGCGAUUGUGACGGAUUUCGUCAUACCGAAGCUGCCGGACAGUUGCAGCAUCAAGAUAUCGGUGGCAGAAGACAAACGUCGAGCUACGCCGUCCGCAGUUGGCAAACGAUCGUCGAAACAGAAGCGGCGUCUGCACAAGAUGCCCUCGAGCGUGUCGCUGAGCAGCAUCGUGUAUGAGACGAAGAUACCGGACUUUCUGUUUGCGACGCGGAUGCCGCUGCGCGUGCUGAAGGUGCUGGACAGACGCAAUCGCCAGUGCUAUCCAUACACGGCCACGUCCGAUAGUGACGAUUUGGACGAUUACGACGAGUCGGACAACGAUGUGGUGCAGAACCGCAAUCCCAAGCGCAAGGUGUACAUGUUUUCGAGCUUUAUGAAGGAUUUGGACGAGCUGCUGGAAUCGAAAUCGCCCAAACUGCAGGCCAAAAUCGAGCAGGAGCUGGCCACCGGUCAGUCGGGUGGACCGGGGAAGCAAUCGUUGCAGGUGGCCCGUUCGGAGGACACGCGACCGACACGAGGCGAGAAAGGCGAGAAGGGGAAGAAGCCAGCCAAGAGCAAGUUCGAUUCGGACGAUGAGGAGGUUGACUAUGGCAAUAUUCUGGAGGUGGGCAACUACAGCAUGGUGGAAAACGACAAACGGUACAUCGGCAAGUGGUCCACAAGAGAUGUCCACGACGUGAAGUUCAACGAGGACAAGCUUACGAUCCAGUUCCGCGUGGGUCGUCUAGGGUCAUUCGCGUUUGCUGCAAAUCGCUACAGCAACGUGCCGUAUCAAUCCUGGGAGCUGAAGCCGGACAUCAAGAACCCUGGCACGGUCACCUUCUCGCUGACCGCAUCGGUCGUGAGCACCGAAAUGUCCAUCACCGAGGCAGGAUUUCGGGUGAACUCGCUGCAGGGAGGACCCACGCAAGCAUUGCAGGAAAUUCUCGGUGUCACGAUGUCACUACGCAAGCUCAUCAAAACGCUACGACUGGCCGCCGUGGAUUUGUUCCCGGAGGAUGACGCAUUCAACUACACCGAGGGAACGUGCGAGAAGAACCCAAUCAUGGAGUCGCACCUGUACGAUUGCAUCGGGCUGCUGGCACUCACCCACAACUUCUCGUGGUCUCGCUGGAACCUCCUGUCCGGCUGUCGGAUGUGCGUCUUGCUGAUGCGUGAAAUAGUCGAACAUCGGCGAUUGCCGAACCACUCCACGCUGCUCGUCACACCGCUGAAGGCUAGCGUGAUCGAUACGGUGGAAGUGUCCCCAGUGUUCAACCCGAACCCGGUCGAAGGAAUGAAUCAGCAGCACUACGCCGAUCUGUAUCACCUGGGCCGCGAUCAGUCGCAACCGUCGUCGAGGAUCAAGCAGGAGAAGAUGAGCCCGAUACUGCGGGAGAAUGUGACCCAGCUGCUGAAGUCGGUGCGACCGCUCAGCUUCGCCUAGGCUACGAAUCGUCUGGAAGUGAUGUUUAUUUAAUAUUAAGAGCAAUAAAGCGAGGAUUUUGCCAUGUCUA
Anopheles stephensi (Asian malaria mosquito) is the source of this 7412-nucleotide messenger RNA. RefSeq names its product protein CASC1-like. The transcript is spliced from 10 exons. Gene Ontology annotation, molecular function: beta-tubulin binding; microtubule binding. Lineage: Eukaryota; Metazoa; Arthropoda; Insecta; Diptera; Culicidae. The record is from RefSeq and is a predicted model, not a curated record. Bases 4238 to 7342 code for a protein of 1034 amino acids.